Camelina sativa (false flax) is the source of this 1186-nucleotide messenger RNA. RefSeq lists its product as uncharacterized. The record is from RefSeq and is a predicted model, not a curated record. Gene Ontology annotation, cellular component: ribosome; mitochondrial large ribosomal subunit. Gene Ontology annotation, biological process: translation. Lineage: Eukaryota; Viridiplantae; Streptophyta; Magnoliopsida; Brassicales; Brassicaceae. Gene Ontology annotation, molecular function: structural constituent of ribosome.
AAUGUAAUUCGAUGUUCUUCUUCUUCUUCUUCUAUUAAACCUCUACAGCCUCUCUAUUCGUCUCUGACCACUUCACUUCGGCGUCUCUGCUACUGAUCCUUCUCGGCCCUUCGCGUUUACAGAAGAAGCAUAUACUGCUAGGGUUUAGGGUUGAUUAAUAAUGGCGGGUUGGCAGAGGAAUCUACAGAUUGUUGCUCGUCAAGUUGGUAGAAGAGUGAAGAACUGUCACAUUUCUACGGCCAAUUACUCUUCGACACGGAAUUUGGAAUCCCCUUCCUCACAAGGUUAUUUGCAGAGUCUCUUGAGACCGACCUAUUCCUCAAGACCACUGUACUAUCAUUUACAACAACUGGGAAUCUCUACCUCAAGACAAUUGCAGGCGGGUGAAGAGCCUGUAUCAUCACCUUUGUCAUCCCCAGCUCUGUUGGGUAGUGGAAAGGAGGAAGAGCAGAAGAUUAUUCCAAAGCGUCAGAAAGUUCAGGCUGUCCUCAAGUCCAUAAAACAGAGUCCUAAGAAGGUCAACCUGGUUGCAGCAUUAGUUCGUGGCAUGCGUGUUGAAGAUGCUUUGCUCCAAUUGCAGGUCACGGUCAAACGGGCUUCACAAACUGUGUACCGGGUUAUACACGCUGCCCGGGCAAAUGCUACUCAUAACCAUGGACUAGAUCCUGCUCGUCUCCUUGUUGCUGAAGCGUUUGUUGGGAAGGGACUAUUUGGGAAGAAGGUAGCUUACCAUGCAAAAGGAAGAAGCGGGAUUAUAUCAGUACCCCGGUGUCGCCUAACAGUCAUAGUUAGAGAGACGACUGCAGAGGAAGAAGCUGAGAUUGCAAGGCUCAAAGUUCACAAUUUUAAGAAGAAAACCAAACGGCAGAGACAGCUUGUACCUUUCAAGCUCAUCGAGACAACUCCAAUCUGGAACCGCAGAGGUACAAAAGCCAAUUAUCGGUCCUCAGAGUUGGUACCGUCUCAGUAGUAUCGUUGUUCCGGCAACAACUAUAACCAGAGCUUCUCUUUUAUGUUACUUUCUUAUUUGCUUUGGUUUUGAUAUUUGCUUGCAUUCAAUAAACAUGUUGUUAGAGAGGAACCAAAGCUCACUUAAACAGAGAGCUGUCUCCGUUUUGUUUUUUUUCUUGGGAGUCUCUUAAUUGUUGUUUUUGUGGAAACAAAGUUAAAUUCUCUUUUCCCAGUC